Molecule: messenger RNA, 1791 nt
Organism: Synchytrium microbalum
Lineage: Eukaryota; Fungi; Chytridiomycota; Chytridiomycetes; Synchytriales; Synchytriaceae
Exons: 12
Coding region: 1-1791 (596 amino acids)
Biological process (GO): transmembrane transport
Cellular component (GO): membrane
Molecular function (GO): transmembrane transporter activity
Source: RefSeq, a predicted model, not a curated record
AUGGAGCAAGAUCUCUCAGCAAUCAAUCUUAGCGACCUACGAGCUAGUAGCAUCACCGUGUCGACAGAACCACGACCAAAAAUGUCGGACGAGAAGAAGAUCGAGACAGUGCCUGAUGUCGCGAAUCCAAAUGUAGCGUUAUCCGAUGAGGCUAGGUUGCAUCAACUGGGCUACAAGCAAGAGCUGAAGCGAGGAUUGUCGCUGCUCUCCAAUUUUGGGAUUGCGUUUACGAUUCUCAGUAUCCCGACGUCUUUGCUGCCUUUUAUAUACUUUUCGCUGCUUGCGGGUGGACCGAGAGGGAUGUUGAUUACCUGGCCGAUUGUUGGUGUCUUGUCGUUUAUCGUGGGCUUAUCAAUGUCUGAGAUCGUGUCUACAUAUCCGACAUCUGGAGGCCUGUACUAUUGGAGUGCGCAACUCGCUGGCCCGCGGUUGGCACCUGUCUUCUCAUACUUUACGGCAUGGUUUAAUUUUUUGGGACAGUGGGCUCUUACUUCAGCUACGGCAUACGUAUUUGGACAGCAAUUCGCAGCGAUGUUUUAUAUCAAUGGCAUAUUCAAUGUAAAUGACAAUGACACCACGACGUAUACGUACAAGGGUCUCGUAUUGGCUGGCGCUUUCAUAUGUAUCGUGAUUUGCACAUAUGUCAACUCCUUGCCUGUGUAUGUGUUGGAUGCUAUCGGGAAGAUAUGUCUAUUCGCAAACGUCGCCGGCCUCCUAGUCAUAAUCGUCGCAUGCGCCGCCGGUCCAGGCGCCGCCAAAGUCGGAGUUUCUGACCUAUUCAACUCCUGGGCGAACGAAACCGGAUACCCAGAUGCAUACGCCGCAUAUAUAUCUAUCUUGGCUGCAUGCUUGACUUUCUCUGGGUACGACAGUGCUGCUCACUUGGCUGAAGAGACUGGCGAGGUGUCUACACGGGGUCCAAAGGCUAUUCUUGGUGCUAUUUUGCUGUGUUUCCCUAUUGGAUGGAUUACGAUUGCGUUGGUGUUGUCGGCUAUACCGCCAGCAUUGUAUGACUCGAUCUCGGCUGCGCCGAAUACUACUUCGACUGUUGUGGAUAUCUUUGUUGGGUCUGUGGGGAAUAAGGGGGCUAUUGUGUUGAAUGUCAUCAUGUUAUUCAUUGCUUUGACUUGUACUUAUUCGUUACAAGCUACACAUAUGAGACAAUCAUUCGCAUUCUCUCGUGAUGCUGGAUUACCCUUCUCGCACUAUCUACAUUACGUCGACCCAAAGACCCAAAUUCCAAGCAGAAUACUCGGUGUUUUGGCUGUCAUUGACUUUUUGAUCCUGCUACCAUUGCUUCAGUCUCUUGUGUUCUUCUCGGCGGUCAAUUCUAUAGGAGUUAUAGGCACUUAUAUCUGUUAUGGUCUGCCAAUUGGAUUACGGUUUGCUCGGGCUCAUAACUUCCCGAAAGGGCCAUUUAAUCUUGGAUGGUGGGGCAUUCCCAAUGCGGCGAUAUCGUUGGCCUACCUCAUUGUCGCCUCGAUUGCCUUGAUCCUCCCCACUUCCAACGUACCAUUACCGCCAGACACGGCCGUUGGUGAUUACUUGCAAUUGUUCAACUGGGCACCUGUCAUGGUCGGAGGCCUACUUAUAAUCUUGUCCAUUGCGUGGGUUGCAGGUGUCGGAAAGACAUUCAAGGGACCAAAGAUUGAUUCUGUCACGGCGUCCACAUUCAAAGGCGCAGACUUUGCAGCCGCUGGAUUGGAGGUUGGAAUCAGUGCUGCCGAAUUGGCAACAGAAGAUAAGACGCUCUAUGACUAUGUCGAGGAGCCUAUUACUGCUACUAUAUAG